CCACCAACCUCCUCCAUUGUAUGCUCCCUUCAGCUUCGCUUUCUCACGGAGCGUCAACAUCAUUCUUCCUUUGUCUCUCGAGUUUCUAAAUAUAAGCCAAAUCUCCGCCACUACAGUCCGCCAUCAGCGACCAUUCCUCUCUCUGCCUACCUACGGCAUUCACAUCCUUUCUAGGGGACCUCGUAUUCCCCCACCUUCGACUCAGACGUCAGACAUCACAGCUCAGAUCGCUGUCAGUCAUGUACAAUUCAACCAUCACCUUCACUCUGGAUACCAUCUGUCCCUGGACCUAUCUGGCAAAACGCAGGUUCGUUGAAGCUCUCCGUCAAGUGCGUGAAAGCGACGCCUCGUCCAAAGUGACCUUCACCGUCAAAUACCUCCCCUACCAGCUCUACCCCUCCGCCAGUCAGGCCGGCGAAUCUAAAUAUGAGUGGUACAAGCGCACCCGUUAUGGCGACUCGGAGGAGAGGAUGAAGAUGUACACCACGCUUAUGACCGCCUACGGCGUCUCCGCCGGCAUCAACUACAAGUUCGGCGGCAGCGUCGCUAACUCGCUUCCUGCGCACCGCAUCAUCCAAUACUUCCAGGAGACCCGGGGUCCCGAGACGGCAGAUGCUCUCAUCAACAGUCUCUACCGGCAGUACUUCGAAGAAGAGCAACACCCCUCGGCGGACACCACUCUAGUACAAGCUUGCACCGAUGCGGGCAUCUCCGAAGAAGAAGCGAAGAAAGUGGUCGCGGACUCCUCCGAAUACUUGCCGGAAACCAAGCAGCUCAUCCAAGAGCAAGCUAGCAAUGGCGUAGACUCGGUCCCGUACAUCGUUUUGGAGGGCCGGCGAAGAGACGUCACGCUUCAGGGCGCGAAGGAGGUCGAGCAGUAUGUUAAGGCCUUGCUACAGAUCGUGAAGGAGAGUGGGUAGGUUUUUGUAUCCUUGUUCUUCUCUUCGGUUUUUAUUUUUAGUAUAUUGUACUGUAAUGCGAUAUCCCAUGUCCCCUCGCUUCCCCUUUUCUAUCAUCACGUGAUACAGGGCCCGUGUUACACGACGGGAGGAAACAGGAGUUCUGUUGCACAUCGAAUCAGCGCUUGUCAUGGGCGGGCUAAACGUUGGUUUUGAUGGCGUUAUGAUUAGCAUCAUGUGACAUUGGGCCCGUGAUAUGGGAGUUUUGUUGCACAUCGCAUCCAUCCGGCUCGUCAAAGUUGGCUUCAACAGCGGUGGGAUUAGCAUCACGUGAUAUACCCGAAACUACCCCCUCUUCCCCCCAACUUCCUCCUUCCAAAAACCCACUCCCA
Molecule: messenger RNA, 1291 nt
Organism: Amorphotheca resinae ATCC 22711
Lineage: Eukaryota; Fungi; Ascomycota; Leotiomycetes; Helotiales; Amorphothecaceae
Exons: 4
Coding region: 240-920 (226 amino acids)
Molecular function (GO): oxidoreductase activity
Source: RefSeq, a predicted model, not a curated record